CUAAGAGGCAGAAUUAGCUUCUGGAAUCUCGUGCACUUGUUUCCCUCGCUCCCAGGAAAGAGGUGACAGUAGGAAGAGGGGGAAAACACAGAGAGAAAACACAGAGACGGAUUAAAAGGAAUGUGGAAAGAGAAAGAGACUGUGAGGAAGAUGAAGAAGCUGAACAUCAAGCUGCCUGCUGUUUGAUGCAGCCACUCUGUGGGCAUGUGACAGCCGGUGCCGAGCAUUUCCCUCUCCACUCUCCAGCUGACUGGUGUGAGGUCUGCGCUCAUGUCGUUCUCUUUAUUUAUCUCUUCACAGUAACGUGAGCACACUUUAUUUAUUCCACUCAAAGAGGACCUUUAUGUGUUUAACUUUAUGCUGGCUGACACACUGACCUUUGGACUCUCUACUGGACGAAGGAUCACUUCGAACCUCUUGGAGAACAGAGGCGAUCAAUGUGGGGCUCAGGAAGUGUAAACCGACCGGGGCCGGUCCCUGCCUUCCUCAGGAGCCCAUCUGUCAUCCCACCCCCGCUGGACAUGAAGCCCUUCCUCCAGUUUCCCCUGGAGUCGCCUCACCCAGCCACCAUCGGCCUCUUCCACAACUUUAACACGAUGGACCCUGUCCAGAAGGCUGUGAUGACGCACACCUUUGGUCCGCCUAUGGUGAAGACAAAGCGGCCAAUCAUCUCCUGCAAUGUCUGUCAAAUACGCUUCAACUCAGAGAGCCAGGCAGAGGCCCACUACAAGGGGAACCGUCAUGCUCGCAGGGUGAAGGGGAUCGAGACAUCCAAGACAGCUCGUCUCCAAGAUGGCGACAAGCAGCACCCUCCCCCUACUGCUUCACCCUCCCCACCAGGCCCCUCACCAUCUAGCCCUGAGCCUGAUCCUAAUAAACAGGAUGACACCCAAUCCUGUCCCAACUCUAACAAAUCACCUUUGACCCCUAGCCGCCUUCCAACACCCACACUGAGCUCUGCAGAUGCAGAGUGCCCCCUCUUGCCUUCUGUUAGCACACCUUUGCCAUCCUCUCCCUCUCCCACUGCGGCCCUCAGUACCCCCCCUGCAGAUCCAGCAGCUGCUGGUCUUCCUGACACCCCGUCCCCGGCACCCAGCCCUUCUUCAGGAGAGUCAGAGGAAGAGAAAGCCAAGAAGCUUCUCUACUGUUCCCUGUGCAAAGUAGCAGUUAAUUCCCUCUCACAACUGGAGGCACAUAACAAAGGUACCAAACACAAAACCAUUCUGGAGGCUAGAAGUGGACUGGGACCCAUUAAAGCAUACCCACGUCUGGGUCCUAAACCCAGCCCAGAGCAGGGAGGGGAGCUGUCUUCUGACCCCAACACUCAGGAACGCACCUUCCACUGUGAGAUUUGCAACGUCAGAGUCAACUCUGAGCUGCAGCUGAAACAGCAUAUAUCUAGCCGUAGGCAUCGGGAUGGCGUUGCGGGAAAACCCAAUCCUCUUCUUAGUCGGCACAAGAAGCGUACAGACUUCAUGGAACUUCCAAAAACUCUGGGAGCUGGACUUUUACCAAAUCCUCUGGCUGUUGCCGCAGCAAUGGCAGCCGCAGCCUCCUCCAAUCAGCUGGCAUUACGUGCUCCUUGCCCAACCUCCCACCCUCAUCCCCAUCACCACCUCCUACAGGGAACACCCCUCAGCCUGCUAAGGCCCGCCCCAGGCCCCAUCCGCACCACACAUGGGCCGAUCCUCUUCACUCCUUACUGACGGUGAGAGAAUGGGGACGAAUCAGGAAGAAGCACACUGUGAAGUGGAGGCCUGCAACCACGUGCCAUCAAGAGCCAGCUGGUGAGGCUCCAGCUGCUGUAUCAUUAGAAUAAGAACAGUGAACAUAAAUAUGACUCUUCAUGGUGCAUACUGUGGUUGCAGACCACUGCUGUUAUGUUAACAGGGAGAACCAGAGUAACUGACGCCUCUCAGACAUUUCAAAGAGACUGUAUGUUUCCAUCCUCCCCAGUUUCCCUUCAUCAGUCAACUAUCUGCCAAUCAUCGAGUAGACUCCGCAGAUAGUUUCAAGAGGAACUUAUAAAUAAGUUUCUAUCAAGCAUGGACUUCUUGAGCAUCCUCCAAACUGCAACUGACUGAUUAUCUUCAUCUAACAUAUGAUCCACUGUAUCUGACUCAAAACCCUACCUCUUUUAUGAUUUUAAUGUUCAUCUCUGCAAGAAUACAUUACAUAUCUAAAGCAUCAAUGUUAUCAAAAACACGCCCGCUGGGUUAGAUAUAGUAGUUGCCUCUGAUAUUAGCUGGUAUCAUAAUGUAGCUGUCACAGUAUAGUGGAUAUACCACUGUAAAGUUCUGUUUUUGUGGCCUAUAAAGAGAAAAAGGUACGGACAAUUUCCGUACCAUUUCUGCAGUUACUGGCAAACAUUUCUCUGUACUGUAUGUCUACAUUUUCACAGCUGGCCUAAAUGGUCUAUAUUUACUUAUGUGGGACAGAAAGGGGAAGUCAAAGAGGAACAGCAAAAGGUAGACAUUUACACUGAGUCUUAAAACUGAACUGAUGUGUAUGUCACAUUAACGGAUUGGCAAAGAUUUACUUGUGAAGAAGGAAUCUGAACUGGUACACUAUGCAGCUAUAAGUGUUUAUUCUACCAGUCUGUGUAAAAUGCAGUAAGGUUGGAGAAAAAGGACACAACGUGAGGAAAAACCCAGGCUGUUAGUGUCUUUAGUGAAGGUCAAGAUGUACUGACUGCAGUUUAAUAGUUCCCAUGAUGAUGUUCUCCCUGAAUGGCCACUGACAACAACCAUGUGCGUUAGUCCCACAAAGCACACAAGUAUAAAUCUGUGGUGAAAUGUCAUUUAAAUGGCUUAAAUGCAUUUAAAAUUAUGGUCUAUCUUUUUUUUCUUUAAUCUGCACCUCACUGUGCACACAGAAAAGUUUUAGUGUCUUAAUUAAUAGUUUCAACACUGUGAGCACAGCAGGACAACAAUUGAGUUAUGACUUUAGUGGCAGGUCUUUGCAUUAUGUGCACAUUUAAAUAUCAGACAACAUUUUCAAACAGUCCCAUACAAGGGAGUGUGGAAGACAGUGGGAUGAAAGACACCAGCAAUAUGUUACAGAAGGAAAAGGACCACAUACACAGAUGAGUAGAUGUAUGCAAAAAAACAACAUUUUUGGUAGUAUUAUAGGCUUGUAGUGGGAUAAAAAUGUUUAGUUUGUCUGCUCUGCCUCGUGUGCUCCGAACCCCACAUGGCCCCUGACUAUCCCUGUGAAACUGUCAUGAUGGCUUGUGAAACAUUAGAGGGAAGCUUUAGGAAAUGGAAACUGUAGCAAUACUUUAAGCACUCCUGCUUACUUUUCUUGUUAACUGCAAUAAAAAAGACAAUGUCUACAAAUGUAUGAAUUGUUAUUUAGGAGAAGUGUAUUGAAACAUUACUGUAAAUGCAGAUUAUUUAGAAAUAAUGAGAAAGGGUACAUGUUGGGGCUUCCUCAUUGUUAAAUUAAAAUCAAAAUUAUAUAUAAAAUCAUUAAACUGAAUUUAUGGUUGUAAGCAAUGUUGAUUGGUGAUUUUUUUUUCUUCUUUUUUUUUCCAAAUGUAAUGAAAUAUGACAAUAAC
Messenger RNA from Epinephelus fuscoguttatus (brown-marbled grouper), 3559 nucleotides. Its product is annotated as zinc finger protein 385A-like. The transcript is spliced from 8 exons. Lineage: Eukaryota; Metazoa; Chordata; Actinopteri; Perciformes; Serranidae. Gene Ontology annotation, molecular function: nucleic acid binding; zinc ion binding. The record is from RefSeq and is a predicted model, not a curated record. Gene Ontology annotation, cellular component: nucleus. The coding region runs from base 438 to 1706 and encodes 422 amino acids.